AUGAAGAUUCAGGAGAACCUUGAGUUCAUUGAUGUACUCAAACGAGCAACGAAGCUACUUUGCGGUAAUAUAAAUCCUCUUCUCUUCCUCUUCCUUUGCACUCUCCCUCUCUUUUGUUUCUUGAUCCUCUUCAAGCUCUCCCUCCAAACCACUAUCUUACUCGCUUCUGAAUACUUCUCUCGAGAAGUCAAGUAUUGGGGUUACUACUACACAGCUCCUCAAGACCAUGCCCUGUUGAAAACCCUGAUCUCGUUACUUCUCCAGACAUUUCUCUUCUACUUGUUUCCUUACAGCCUUUUUGACCUCCUAAACACCACUACCAUAGUCUCAGCAUCUUCAAUCGUCUACACCUGCCAAGAUGAACCGUUAGGGCUCAGUCAGUUGGUUCGGAGAACCGUGGAGAUAUGUCUGAACAGAAUAAGAGGUUGUCUGAUCACAUCUCUUUAUAUCCUCCUCUUGUCAACCUCUGUUUUCUUCGGUUUCUUCUUCGCAGCAACGAACUAUUGGUACAUAAUAUCUCUGAUGGGAACUAUUGACAAACCAUACUACUAUUACAUUAGUAUUGGAGAAGAUGAUGUCAGCUAUACCACACGCAGUAGCUUCGAAGCAGAUGUAAAUCCAAGUGGGAUCUUGUUCGGCUCGGUGAUGGCUAUUUUUCAUGGUGCUAUCUUCAUAGUUUUGCUUGCCAAGUUUAGCAAGUGGAGUGCAGGGUGGAACAUGGGUUUGGUUGUUUCCAUGUUAGAAGAAGGAGAAGAUGGUCAAGGCAUCUAUGGAACAGAUGCUUUGGCUCUGUCUUCUUACUAUGGAAGAGGACACGAGAGGAGUGGUCUCUGGGUGAUGCUUGUGUUCUUGUUAUUCGCUAUUGCGACGAGGAUACCGUGUUUAUGCCUCAAAUGUAGUGAGAGUUCCAGUGGAAAUGGAGUCCUGUACACUAGUUUCUAUGUUGGUUUGAUUUGUCUUGGGAAUAUAAUCAAAUGGGUGGCUUGUGUAUUGUUAUAUCAUGAUUGUAGAACUAGAGUUUUGGAGAAAAAAGGUGAUGUGGAAGCUAAGGCGUUUGCUACAUAAGAGAAGUGGUUUAAAAUCAAACCAAUGAUGGAAUCAGUUGCUUUUGUCUUCUACAUACUUUUGGUCAGAUUGUAUUUGGUUUCCUUGUAGUAC
This is a messenger RNA of Eruca vesicaria subsp. sativa (arugula), 1158 nucleotides long. The record is from the annotation of a GenBank genome assembly. Lineage: Eukaryota; Viridiplantae; Streptophyta; Magnoliopsida; Brassicales; Brassicaceae.